This is a messenger RNA of Schistocerca serialis cubense, 623 nucleotides long. RefSeq names its product ejaculatory bulb-specific protein 3-like. The transcript is spliced from 2 exons. The record is from RefSeq and is a predicted model, not a curated record. Bases 71 to 424 code for a protein of 117 amino acids. NCBI's taxonomy places the organism in Eukaryota, Metazoa, Arthropoda, Insecta, Orthoptera, Acrididae.
AAAGCGCCGCCGUCCACUCUUUCCGCACAGUGCACAGCCUCUCUGAUCCAGCCAGACGCGACUCCCCACCAUGUCCCGUUCCACUUUUGUUGUCCUCGCCGCCGUGCUGGCGCUGGCCGCCGCGGAGAACCGCCUGCUCUCGCAGCUGGACAACAUCAACGUGGACGAGGUGCUGGCAGACCCGGCCAGGGUGGACGCCGCCGUCAACUGCUUCCUCAGCGACGCCGACCAGGACUGCAACGUCCGCUCCAAAGUCGUGAAAAGCCUGAUUGCCGAGAUGGUGAAAACCAACUGCGGCGAGUGUUCAGAAGGGCAGAAGGCCGGUGUCGCCAAAUUUCUGGGGUUCAUCUCGAAGAAUAAGCCAGAAGAGAUGAAGCAGCUGCUCACCAAAUACGACCCCAACGGUGAGGCUCUCGCCAAGUAAGGCGACAGCUGGAGGCAGAAGGGCAUCAGUGUGUGAUGAAGACGUCUCUCACCCACACCGUAGGAGAGAACACUCAUUACUCUUUACUUUCUGUGAAUCGUUGUAUGUAAAAUAAAUCGAAAUUCUACAUUAUGAUUGUAAACCCUUUCUGCUGUAACCGUACCUGUGGUCAAUAAAUUCAAAAGCAGUGUUUGGUAAA